GUCUGUGUGCAAGACGUGUCCUGGGAGGAGCUUUCAGACUGGCCCGAGUCUGGGCCUCCUGGGACAGGUGCUGCUGUAAACUCCGGAUGAGGGACGUGGCUCUCUGGUCUUCACUUGGCAGUCCCCAGAGCCAGCAGAGUGGCAAAGCAGAGCGACGCGUAGUGCUGGCUCACGCCAUCCGUCUGCUCCUGGAGUACACAGACUCACCGUAUGAGGAAAAGAAGUACACGAUGGGGGAUGCUCCGGACUAUGAUAGAAGCCAGUGGCUGGGUGAAAAAUUCAAGCUGGGCCUGGACUUCCCCAAUCUGCCCUACUUAAUUGAUGGGGCUCACAGGAUCACCCAGAGCAACGCCAUCCUUCGCUACAUUGCCCGCAAGCACAACCUAUGUGGGGAGACAGAAGAGGAGAAGAUUCGCGUGGAUAUUUUGGAGAAUGAGGUUAUGGACACCCGCAUGUCCUUGGCCAGAAUCUGCUACAACCGUGAUUUUGAGAAACUGAAGCCUGCGUACCUGGAGUCCAUCCCUGACAAGAUGAAGCUGUACUCACAGUUUCUGGGGAUGAGAACUUGGUUUGCAGGGGAGAAGCUCACCUACGUGGAUUUCCUGGCUUACGACGUCCUUGAUGUACUGCGUAUAUUCGAGCCCAAGUGCCUGGACGCGUUCCCCAACCUGAAGGACUUCAUGGCCCGCUUUGAGGGCCUGAAGAAGAUCUCUGCCUACAUGAAGUCCAGCCGCUUCCUCCCACGCCCUCUGUUUCUAAAGAUGGCCGUGUGGGGCAGCAAGUAGGCCUCCGGGGGCGGCGAUGACAGCGAGGAGCCAGAUCUCUGCCUGCCCUGUCUCCCCGAGCAGCUCUCUGGCUUCUUUGUUCUUUGUGACAUUCCUCUGUCCCCAUGAAAUACCUUAUGGGCCCCUUUUUUCUCCCUCCCCACCCUGUUUUCAUCAGGCCCUUUGACGCCAGCUGCCUGCUUGGGCCCCUUCCCUGCCCCAGCAGUGCUGGCCCUCCUGUGCUAGAGCAGCCAGAGCCUCUUCCCUCAGUGGUGGCUCCACACCCAGGAACCGGACUGGAGUCCUGGCCUGUAGCGCUCAGCCCCGAGCCCCCCGGCACAGCCCUGAAGCCCAGAAUGGUCUGGUGUGCACUUCUGGCUCCCCCACGGCGUCCCUGCCCAGCCCAGUCCUACCUCCAGUAGAGCCUUACUCACCCCACGCGUCUUGUCUUCUUCCCUUCUGGCCUUUCGAUUCAAGACCCACUGUGUUUGGUGAUA
Molecule: messenger RNA, 1261 nt
Organism: Hyaena hyaena (striped hyena)
Lineage: Eukaryota; Metazoa; Chordata; Mammalia; Carnivora; Hyaenidae
Product: glutathione S-transferase Mu 1
Exons: 8
Coding region: 87-785 (232 amino acids)
Biological process (GO): glutathione metabolic process
Molecular function (GO): glutathione transferase activity
Source: RefSeq, a predicted model, not a curated record